Molecule: messenger RNA, 1140 nt
Organism: Didymella exigua CBS 183.55
Lineage: Eukaryota; Fungi; Ascomycota; Dothideomycetes; Pleosporales; Didymellaceae
Product: cation efflux protein
Exons: 2
Coding region: 1-1140 (379 amino acids)
Biological process (GO): zinc ion transmembrane transport; intracellular zinc ion homeostasis
Cellular component (GO): membrane
Molecular function (GO): zinc ion transmembrane transporter activity
Source: RefSeq, a predicted model, not a curated record
AUGGGCCACCACCACUCUCACGUAUCUCGCAAAGCGCGUCUCAGAGCCGUGAUCGCUAUAUCGUUCUGUUUCUUCGUUGCUGAAAUCUCCAUUGGGUUCCACACUCACUCCAUCGCUCUUAUUGCAGACGCUUUCCACUAUCUCAAUGACCUUGUUGGUUUCUUCAUAGCUCUAGUAGCGGUCGAAGUGACUGAGCGCAAGGAGUCCCCGCAAGACCUUACCUUCGGCUGGACACGUGCGCAGCUUCUCGGCGCUUUCUUCAAUGGCGCCUUCCUCCUUGCUCUAGGCCUGAGCAUCCUCCUGCAAUCCAUCGAGCGCUUCAUAUCCCUCCAGCACGUCGAGAACCCGAAGCUGGUGCUGAUAGUUGGCUGCAUCGGUCUGACUCUCAACCUCAUCAGCGCCGCCUUCUUGCACGAGCAUGAUCAUGGUGACGAACAUGCACACGGUCACGGUCACGGUCAUGAAUACUCUACUCAUUAUCACAGCGACGUUGAGAACCUUUCAGCCUCAUCCACCCUCGACCAUCACCAUCUGCAUCUUCAUCACUCCCUCACGCCUUCCAAGCACGGCAUGGACCUCGGCAUCUUAGGCGUGCUCAUCCAUAUUUUGGGCGACGCAAUAAACAACAUCAGCGUGAUCAUCUCCGCCUUAAUAAUCUGGCUCACACACUCUCCUUCACGCUUCUAUGCCGACCCCGCAGUGUCCCUCUGGAUCGCACUUAUGAUCCUAAUCUCCGCGCUCCCGCUCACAAAACGCGCCGGCAAAAUUCUCCUCCAAUCUGCCCCCUUGGGUGUAAAGAUCGACGAUAUCAAGCACGAUCUCGAAAGUAUACCAGGCGUUCUGAGUGUGCAUGAAUUGCAUGUGUGGCGUUUGGAUCAGCGUAAGGCGAUUGCGAGCGCGCAUGUGGUGGUCAGUGAUCCGGACGUGAAGAGCUUCAUGAGUAAGGCGAAGGUUAUUACUGAGUGUUUGCAUGCGUAUGGGAUUCAUUCUGUGACGCUACAGCCGGAGCUGCCGAAGCAGAGGGUGGUGGAUGAUGAGGUCAUGGAGGUGGGAUCGCAGGUGACGACCGCGAGCACGAGCUCGGAGAAAUGCGGGGUGCCGUGCGGGAGUGUUUGCGAGGAGCUGAAGUGCUGUAAGUAA